AUUAUUAAAAUUUGUUAUUGUGUUAUAUACAUAGCAUGCUAAACGUCUAUACAGGGUUGCAAUAGCAAAAUCAUCGACCGACCACCUCAUUCUAUGAUGGUCUAUCGUUCGUCUAGUAGCGAUGUUUCCUAUCGACAGAAAAUAUAUCUAGAAAAUAUAUCAAUUCAUAAAAAUUUACUAGAAUUUAAGAGUACUUUUUGGAUGCAAUGUUAGACAAGUGCGUGUUGUGUGCAUGAGAGUGAGUGGCAAUAUAAAUGGAAUUGCAUGGACGCUACGAACGACUGAAGAGAUCGACUAAAAGCCCACCAACAAAUUGCACUUUGCGACAACGGCGAACGCUGGUGGAGGCGGAAGAGGCGACGGCAACGGCAACGGCAAAGCAAACGGAUCUUCACAAGUAGAAGCAGCAGCAGCUACGGCUUUCGGUGGAGCCGCACAAACUAGAGCAAUGUGCGAGGUUUGCGCCGAUUUCCAAAAUCUAUUGGAGUUGUAUGAGGUUCGCGUGGCCAGUUCGGAGCUUAAGUUUCAGCUGCUGCUAAAGAGCGAAAUUGAGACGACAUUUAAUUACAUCCAGUCGUGGCCACAGCGUCAGUGCAUGUGCUUGUACCGGGAUAACAAAAAUUAUGAUCGGUUUAACCUAGUUGUCCAGUCGCUCAUUUGUCUUACGGUGCAGCACUUGAAGCAUAUUGAUCAUCUGAUCGAUAGUUACAAACGGCUAACGGCUAGUGCUGCCCAAGUUGUUGCCCAAGCACAGCGAAAACCCACAUCCGAAAAGCAUCCCCAACACAAUGAAAAUGACAUCGAAAGCGAGACCAAGCAGAAGGAAUUAACGUCUUCGUCGUCAUGUACACCACCAUCGGCUGGUGACGAAAGUAGGUCAACACUAGCGGAAGCUGGCGGCAAUGAGGAAAAACGUGCCUCCGGCGACGGCCCAGGCCCGCCCAAGAAACCGCCAUCCCCACCACCUCCAGCCCCACCAACCAGCAGCAAGGCACACCCACAAUACACAGAAGAGCCGUGGAUAUUGCCUGAGGUGGAAAAACUGCUGGUACUCGUAUCCAAGGUAUUUCUGCUCAACUUUCCGCUGUACAUUGCCCACAAGCACGGCAUGCACUCGCGUCUGGACGAUCUGCAAGCGGAGGAAGCGCACCACUUGGCUCUAAUCUGUGAUCUCCACGAUAACGAUCUUCCCAUUUACUUGCUGCGCAACGUGAGCCUAUUUUGCAAUUCAGGAGGCUUUGGUGCCAUGUCGCUGUGCUUUGAACACCCAGAUUUGCCAGUAUCGACAGCUCACUCCAUGACUGCUACAGUGUCCAAUGUGAAACUGUGGCUCAACUAUCACUGCAACACACAACUGUUCGUGCCGUUACGCAGCCGCAUUCUACAAUACAUGUGCAAGCUUUCCGAUCAGAACCUACGCUCGGCCGCAACACGAGCAAUGGCCGACUUCGUAUGGUCAUCCAUGCGGGAUCCGCUUGAUGUGGCCGUAAACUUCGAUACUGAAGGACUGGCUCUGGCCUUCAAGUACUUCACAUCGACCACAUUGACGAUGCGUUUGGCGGGAAUGGCCCAGAUUAAUGCUCACAUAAAUCUGUUCAACGAGAUUUGCACCACUGAAACUGUGAACGAGGUGGAGCUCUUUGGACAACGCAUUGCGAAUUGGCUAACUGAAAAUCAAAUUGUGCAGCAUCUGUUUGGUCCGAAUUUACAUGUUGAAAUUGUCAAGCAAGCCCAUGUACUCCUUAACUUCCUCGCCGUGGAGAAUCAGAUCUCCGAGGAGGACAUAAAACUCAUCUGGCAAGCGACACAACUCAAGCAUUGCUCGAAAACAAUUUUCGAUAUAUUGCCGGCUCUAGUAAAGAAUCUGGCACCACGGCCGGCCAUGCACCUGUAUUCGCUGCUCUGCCGUAUGGACCCAAAGGAGCAUACCGAACAAAGCAUUUACAUUGCGUCCGCUCUGACAAAGUUAAUUUGGACGCGAGAUUGCACUCGCAGCCAAAUGAAUUUAAUGCAAGACCAUUUGCUUGGCUCCAAUGUGACGGCUUCCAGCUCGGACAGCGGCAGCAUUGAAGGCAGCAACACAGAGGACGAGCACGUGGGGGCCGAUGACAGCAGUAUCGCAAGUGGCGGCGGUGGUGGUGGUCACAAAAGUCCUGUCGAUGGGGUAACACCGUGUAAGCAAGCCAGGCACAGACGUCACAUUUGCGAUCCUACCACCGAGAAGGCCAAGCAAAUGAGCGGCGACGACAUCGCAAAGGUGGACAUUAAAAACCAUCGCAUUGUUAAUAUAAUCGACAACACGAGCAGCGAAGAGGAACUGCAGUCGCGAGCUGCUUUGGAGUUACAGCUCCAUCGCAAGAAGACAAGCAACAAGCGACGCCGGCCGAAAGCUACCAACAAGCAACAGAUUCUGCCACAUGAGCUGGUGGAAAUUUGGGACGGUGUCGAGGAUGUGCCAAGCAGCGAUGAUGGUGAUGCCGAUGGCGACGGUGAACUUCUCGCUGACAGCGAUGAGUGCAGUGACAGUGCCGGUCAUCAACUGGUGCCCGCUGCGGUGCUGAAGCAUUUGCACGGCGAAGGUCCGUAUAUACGAGCCAUUGCCGAGACGAACAUCAGCGAACUUCUGAGCGGUGCAGAGAACGAUGGUAGCUACUCAUCACCUAUGAGCAACAAGUCGGAGAAAAACUUGGCAGACUUUGACGACGAGGACGUUUCGCCGUGUGAGGAAGAAUUGGCCCAACUUGUCAAUUCGCAUGGAGCACGCGUAGCUGCGCCGAAUUGUAGAGAUGUGGCUCCGGCCUUUGCAGCUGCCGCAGCUGCUUUGAUGGCCGCUCAAUCGGCCAUGGCCAUGCAAAAGUCUGGUGAAACCAAUGUUGCCGCCGCUGCAGCUGCUGUUGCGGCAGCAGCUGUCGCCACUGGCAAUGCACAACAGUCGCUAGUGGCUAUGAGACAACAGGCCAAUGCAGCUGCCGCGGUUGCUGCUGCAGCCGCUGUCAAGUCCAAGUCUGACUCAGAUGUGGAUCUAAUUGAAGUCUGCAACAAGCAACUGCACUCGCCGAAGACCAGCAACGCAGCGUUUUCGAACAACCAGCCUUCUUUUAAGCUAAACGAUGUUUGCCUGCCGGGCAAUACGCUGCUUUGGGACCUGCUACAGGACGAUAAAAUUGGACAACUUGGCGAAUCUUUAGCAUUAGAGGCUGAGAAAGCGCUGGCAACGCUGCUUUGCUUUAGCAUGGACCGCCAGCUGCGCACAAAAUUUAUUGAGGGCUGUCUGCAGAACGUGGCCAACAAUCGCAGUGUGAUCGUGAGCUUGCGCUUGCUGCCUAAGCUCUUUGCAUCAUUCCAGCAGUUUCGACCAUCGGACACACAUACUAUGACAUUAUGGGCGGAGCGUAAUCAUCGCAUGAUGAUGUGCUUCUUCAAUAACAUUCGGCACUAUGCCAGAAGGCAUGCUGAGCUAUUGAUCAACCAGAAUGGAGAGCAGCAACAACAGCAACUGGGCCUUCAACUGUAUUCGCACAAAACGCAGGUUUCUGUGAGAUUACAGUUUCUCUCAUCCAUCUUUUCUUCGGUGGGUUCACCAAAGAGUUUUCGCCUAACGCUGGAGCAGUUGGAUGCGCUGUGGGAGUGGCUGGCGCAUGAUCCCGAGUGCUCGGAUUGUUAUUUCUCAUGGCUACAGGCUCAGACAAAGGGCGGAGAUCAGCAUGCACUUGGCAUCGAUGCACUGCAUCACUUAUACUUAAAAAAGCUGCCCGAACUGCGACCUGAAGAAUUUUCCAUGGUGGCACUAGGUCUCUUUCAACAGUUGUGCAGCUUUGCGCGCAUUGCAAUGGCCGAGUACGAGAAGCACAGCGAGACCAUCAGUGCGAACUCCAGUGCCGUGGGAAUGUACCACCUGUGGAAGAUCGCCUUGCGCGCUCAAAGCAACGAGGUAUCGCUGGCUGCGAUCCAAUACAUAAACAUGUACUACAUGGGGCAGCAGCUGCGUCUGGAAAAAGAAUUUGUAUCUCAGUGCAUGGACAAUCUUGUUCAGGCAGCUACCGCACUGGAAUGUAUUGAGGAUGAGAACGCGCUAAUGCGAGUACAGCGCGGAUUACUGCUUCUGAAUACCCAUCUGGAUACAUUUAGACGGCGCUAUGCAUUCCAUUUGCGCCGCUGGGCCAUCGAGGGAAAGGGAAUUGGCUCGCACAGCAAUCUGAAGAACGAGGGCGCUGGGCCACCCCUACGAAUUGUUCUGCAACAGGCAGGUCUUUCGGAGAAAAGUCUGUUGCAUAUGCACGCGUGUGAUCUUAUUGCUGAUCUCAAGGCGGAGGUUUCAAAGUGGUGGGAGAGCCUGCAAUCGGGCAUGGCGGCACCUGUGUUGGGUCUGCUCUUAAGCGAUGGUCCACUCCGGAUAAUUACACAGGGCCAGGAGCUAACUUCGGAUUAUGAUGAGCGCUCCCUAGGCGAUGCUGGUUUUAAAGAUAAUCAAAUCGUUUAUGUUUCGCUGGGUGGACGUGGUGCUCGUCGCAAAGAGACAAAUAUCGAGCAUCCAUCGAUGUUGCCGCCACCGCCCAAGGAAUGUUUGCCUACAGUUCUUCUCCUACAGCCCAAAUACUUUGAAAAACUCUUCUGUCUGAUGCAAACGCUUGGCGACAUGAAGCCGCAAUCAUCAACUGUGCAUCUGCAGCAUCACACAAAGGCGCAGCUGUUGUCGCGUCGUGUAUGGGAUAUUUUGGCAAUGUUGCCCACAAAUCCGCAUAUAUUAGAUGCUUUUAAGAACCUGGUCAACGAUCUCAGCGAACUGCAGCAACUGGAAGACCAGGAACAGCUAGCCAAUAAGCGCAAGGAUAUUAAGCAUAAGUUUAAAGAGUUGCUUGAUCCAAGCAAUCUGCAAAAGUUCAUGUAUUCCUUGCACAUCGUCGAGAGCCUAGCGUUAAGCAGUGGACCGCGCCAAGCUGCUGCUUCUGGUGCUCCUAGUGCCCCUGUUGGUGCUGGAUCCAAUGGAAAUCUGAUUAUAAGUGAGCAACCGCGCAUCAAAAAGGGCACGAACAGGCGGCACAACAGUAUAGAACAGCCCGCCGAACCCAAACGUAGCAGCAGCAGCAGUGAUUGCAGCAAGGAACUGGCUGGAGGUGAAAUGGAGACAUCGCUAAUAUCAAAUCCACGAUCGGGCAGCGAUGUGGAUAUUAGCGAGUUGGCAAGCGGCGGUGACAAGGAGAACCAGCCGAAACAACACUGCAAACGUCAGAAGAAGGUCGAUGGCCAGGAACUAGAGCGCCCACUGGGCUGUACCACACCGCCGCCGCCUUCGCCAACUUCGACAUUGCCGGUGGCAGCACCAGCACCUGUGCGCAGUGCGCCGCCAGGUGAAAGUAGCAAGUGGAGCGAAGCUUUCAUCAAGUGCGGUGGACUGCAGCAUCUGUACGAGAUAUUUAGCGCAGGUCAGCUGCAGCAAAGCGCGCAUCCCAAGGAGCUUGCGCUGAACGAGUGGCGUCAUGAUUGUUUGGCCAGCCUAUUGCGCAUCCUUUGGUUGUUGGGCUUCGAGGAGCUACAGACGCAGGAUGUGCAUGUGCUAAUGUCACGGCCACAUGCGUUCAUGCUUCAGCUGAUGGAGGUGCCGCAGUGCCUGCAGCGUCUCUCAAGCAUACUUAGCGACGAAGUCCACCAGCACUUGUCUGCCGGAGCCACUUCUCUAUUAUUCCCCUACCAAUUCCAUCAACUUCGCACUGGUUUCUGGGGUCGAGCACAGUUGGUGCAGUUUACCAUGAAUAUUCUAGUGAGCUUUGUGCAUGCGUCAGCAGAGGCACGGCGAUUGCUCUGGUCUCAGCCGGACCAAUGCAACUGGCUGCAGAAGUUCAUAUUGGAAGACCCAGAGCCAGCGGUGCGUCGCGAAAUCUGCGCCGGUCUCUAUCGAAUAUGUUUGGGUAAUGCUCAAAGCUAUCGCCUGCUGCUAGCGCCGCUGCUCCACAAACUAAUUGCGCUGCUGCCACGAGCUGAGCAGAUGAGUUCGUCUGUGCAGCACACCCAGUUUUUGUUGUCGGAGGAGGGCAAAGAGCCGUACGGACCGGCAUGUCGGGAUUACUUUUGGCUACUGGCACGACUUGUUGACACAUUAACCCCUGAAAUGGUGGCCGAGGAGCGUAUCGAUAUAGAGCUGCUAUGCGAGAGCAUUUCGGAGAGUAUUCUUAGCCGUGACUACCAUGAGCUACGGCAUGGCUAUCAGGAUGACGGGUUGGUGGGCCUACUCAAUCUUAUGUCUAAUCUGAUUAAGUACGACACCAGCUACAAGUACAGGCCCAAGGCUUUGAGCUUCAUAGAGCAGCUAAUCGAAUUCUUGUUCGAAAUGCCGUCUCCCGCCAACCGGCAAAAGCCGAAAUGCAAAUCAGCCACAUCGCGUGCCGCUGCUUACGAUCUGCUCGUGGAGCUGUGUCGCGGCUGUGCCACCAACUACAGCUACCUGCAUGGUCGACUGCUGACGCAGCAUAGAUCUGGUCCAAAGCAACCGUAUCCCUGGGAUUAUUGGCCGCGUGACGAGGGACGAGCCGAGUGCGGCUAUGUGGGACUCACGAACUUGGGCGCCACCUGCUAUAUGGCUUCCUGCAUACAGCACCUAUACAUGAUGCCACAGGCGCGUGCAGCAAUAUUGCGUCUGCCGCCCGCUGGCGCCCAAAAGCAUGCCCCCACGUUAUUGGAACUGCAGCGCAUGUUCGCAUAUCUGCUGGAGUCGGAGCGCAAGGCGUAUAAUCCGCGCAGCUUCUGCCGAGUGUACCAGAUGGAUCAUCAGCCUCUAAAUACGGGCGAGCAGAAAGAUAUGGCAGAGUUCUUUAUUGAUCUGGUUUCAAAGCUGGAGGAAAUGACGCCAGAUCUGAAGCACCUGGUAAAACGCUUGUUCUGCGGCACUUUAAGCAACAAUGUCGUUUCGUUGGACUGCGGUCACGUUUCGCGCACCGCUGAGGAGUUUUACACGGUUCGUUGCCAAGUGGCGGAUAUGCGAAAUUUGCAAGAGUCGUUGGAUGAGGUGACUGUCAAGGAUACGCUCGAGGGUGACAACAUGUACACCUGCUCACAGUGUGGUAAAAAGGUGCGUGCUGAGAAGCGUGCCUGCUUUAAGAAGCUGCCACAGAUCCUGUGCUUCAAUACCAUGCGGUAUACCUUCAAUAUGGUGACCAUGCUGAAGGAGAAAGUCAACACGCACUUUUCGUUUCCCUUGCGACUCAAUAUGUGCCACUACGUAGAGAAGACGCUGAUGCCGCAGCAAUACAAGGAAGACCGUGAGAAGCGAAUACGCGAACGUCAAGAGAACGAGAAUGACGAGGGGGCUGAGAAUGAAAAGGCUGAAGCCACAUUGGACGCAGAUAUCGAGGAGUGCUAUGAGUACGAAUUGGUUGGCGUCACAGUGCACACAGGAACAGCAGACGGUGGGCAUUAUUAUAGCUUUAUCAAGGAGCGCACGAAAAGUAAUUAUCAUCCGCACGAGCGGUGGUUCCUGUUCAAUGAUGCCGAAGUCAAACCGUUUGACCCGUCGCAAAUAGCGGCCGAGUGUUUUGGCGGCGAAAUGACUAGCAAGACAUACGACUCAGUGACCGAAAAGUAUUUGGACUUUAGCUUUGAAAAGACCAAUUCAGCUUACAUGCUAUUCUAUGAACGUCGUUUGCCGGAGCACCUGCAACGUCGGCACUCUGAACUGUUGGCAACCCCAACGCCAAGUCCCACUAAUGAGGAUAAACCAGAAACCGAGGAGCAACCCAAAGUUGAAGCGGACAACAACAUCAGUAAAGAGCCCACUACAGUGGACGAUGCGGAACCAGUUAAGGCACAGACAGAUAAAGCGGCUCCGUUAAAGAUAGAGACUGAGAAACUACUGGAGAAGGAACAAACUGAAAAGCCAGACCCGACUCAAAUAAAGGAAGACGAGGAAAAGGAGCAAAUAACAGCCAAUUGUGAUAAUAUUAAGUCGAAUAACAACAAUGAACCGCAGGCGUCAACCUCAAAGGCGGUCGUUCUCGCGGAAGCCAAAGUAACUACUAAACUACAGCAGUUUCGUCCUUUGUUAAGCAAGGAGCUAGAAGAUUGGAUUUGGCAAGACAACAGACAAUUCUUGCAAGAUCGAAAUAUCUUUGAGCAUACCUACUUUAAUUUCAUGUGGCAAAUUUGCGGCCACAUACCACAGACGUUAAUCUCGGAGACGGACGUCACCUGCAUGGCCGCCAAGUUGUCCGUGUCGUUCUUCAUUGAAACAUUCAUACAUGCCAAGGAAAAGCCCACAAUGGUUCCUUGGGUAGAACUGCUAACGAAGCAAUUUAAUGCCAGUGAAGAGGCUUGUGAAUGGUUCCUAUCACAUAUGUCAGUUGAACCCUUUUGGCCCGUGCAGGUUUUAAUUCAAUGCCCAAAUCAAAUGGUCCGUCAAAUGUUCCAACGUCUGGUCGUCCAUGUUAUACAGCGAUUGCGCGCGUCGCAUGCUGAUCUGUAUCUCGGCGUGGAUACAGACGAGAAUGACCGGGAGCUGAUUGGACAAGCAUCAUGUGUGACGCGGUUUAUAAGCUCACUAAUUUCCCUAUUGGAACAUGGAGCGCGCUCUCAUCUGCGCCACCUGUCCGAGUACUUUAGCCUGCUCUGUGAAUUCUCACGCAUGGGAGAUGAAGAGGCCAUGUUUUUAUUGCGUAUCGGCGUACUUAAAAGCCUGGUCGACUUCUACCUUGGCCAUAAACAAACAGAUAGUAUUGACAUCAGCUCAGAUAAUGAGGACAACUCUUCAGAUGAGGCUCUCUCAGUAGAAAAAAUGCGUCCAGCAUCGCUUGAUAAAAUGAUUGCAUUGUGUGCUAGUCUUGUCGAGCGCUCGCGGGGCGCUGAUUUUCGAUUGCGUCUAUCGCCGAAAGACUUCAACGCCAUUGCCGGUGGAAAGGGCUUUCCAUUUUUGUAUCAACAAAUAAAGGAUGGCAUUAAUCCGCACCAGACAAAGCAUUUAAUCCAUGCGCUCUGUCGCUGGGAUGAUCGUUUGGCUACACAAAUCAUCAGCAUGCUCUUCGCAUCGGUCACCAAACACACCGAGCUCUGUGCGCCUUUCUUCAAGCUGCUCACUUUGCUCACCGAGACGCAGGGCGGACCCGUUGGCCUGCCUUGCUUUACGCAACUCGUACUGCCACGCAUGUGGGAUGCAGCAGAAUACUGUCCACAGUCAGUGCUCGACUGGCUUUCCCUGCAGGCAACCAAAAAUAAAAUAGCCCAUGCCUGGAUCCUGCAGUCCGCCGAGCAGUGGUUGGAACAGUUUCUGCUUGCGCACGAUAAUACGCGUGUAAGAAAUGCCGCUGCCUGUCUGCUAGUGGCGCUGGUGCCAUCGCAACCGUUUCGAGCCAACUUUCGCGCUCACUCACAGCAUAAGUUGUUGGCUCUCAACCCGCACAGCUACCGCGACAUUAACAGCGAUGCCCAAGUCGUGCUGCAUCAAGUGAUAACAUUGCUGCUGCGUCUGCUACGUCCAGCACGUGUCUAUGCAGACAUAGGAGCACAUGGUACCACGAAGCUGACGGCCUAUUUUAACCUGCUCAGCUACUGUAUGGUUUCAAAGACUGAAAAACUAAUGAUAGGUUCGUUUAUGCGCUCCCUGUGGGAGCUGUUUCAUCCGCGUCUCUCUGAGCCUAGUGUUCCGGCGCAUCACAACAAGCACGCACUGCUCACCUUCUGGCAUCACUCGCUUGUGGAUUGUCCGGAAAACGCAACCCAAGUGGCCAAUUGCCCUGAGAUAACACGAAACAUUGCAUUUAAUUAUAUACUUGCCGACCACGAUGACUCGGAGAUUGUUACUUACAAUCGGUCCAUGCUGCCCGCUUACUAUGGGCUGCUGCGUUUGUGUUGCGAGCAAAGCCGGGCACUCACCCGACAAUUAGCGCAGCACCAAAAUCUACAGUGGGCGUUCAAGAACAUUACGCCACAUCCCACUCAGUAUGCAGCUGCUGUCGAUGAACUGUUCAAGUUGAUGGCACUAUUUGCCACCCGCCAUCCGGAUGCCAAUGAACAGGAAAAACUCGAUGUCAUAGCUUUUAGGCGUUCCGUUAUUGUAUCGUACACAACCAGUCUGGAUGCGCGGGUCUCCUGGUCAACGCUGAUUAGCGCGCUGAAAAUACUUGUGGACAAUGACGACGAUCGCAUGCUGGUCAUCUUCAAUGGCGGCAUUGAGAUGUGCUUUGAGGCGCUGCACACGUUACAUUCCAUGCACCACGAAGCCACCGCCUGCCAUGUGGCUGGAGAUCUAUUGGAUCUCCUUGGAGAAAUGGUGCUCCUGCUGGCGACGCUACGCAUGCGCACAGAUAACCCAGCGCAAAAAAAGCAACAACAGCAGCAACUGGAACAGCAACUGCAACUUCAGCAGCAGCAAUUGCUGCAGAAACAACAGCAAUCACAAUGUACCCAAGCGCCACAGACACCCCAGCAAAAAGAGAAGCAACUGCAGCAGCAAAUGCAGCAGCAUCUGCAAUUGCAGCAAAUGCAGCUGCAGCAGCAACAUUUCUUGCGCCAGCAGCAUCAGCAUUCAGCCCUCGCAAAGGCUUUGCCAGAUGCAAUUAAACGUCUCGCCACGCUUCUGAAUACAUUUAAUUCGCCCGAAAUCAGUCGCAUGGCACUCGAGGUGCUCAAGGAGCUGGUUCGCAACACCAGCCUGGAGGCUACGACCAUUUUGGCGCCUAUUUUGAUUAACUGCCAUUUAUCAGUGGCCAAUGCACCCAACGCGAUUGGCCCAUUAGGACCCUAUUUUCCACGACGUGGUGCCAAACAGACGCCCUGGCCAUUAGGUUCCAAGAACUCACCUCGUCCCCCGAGGCCGAUGGUGCAAAUGUGUAUAGCUUUGUCGGAGUUGACGCCGCGCGGUCUUGACACCGAGUACGACGCACAAGUGGAUGCCUUCUACAGGCCGUAUCAUGACUUUAUCGAUGUCAUGCUGCGAAUGUGCGUCAACACAGGCACACUCAACGACACGCUGGUCAAACUUCACUGCUUGGUAGCCAUAGAGUCAACACCGUUGCAUUUCAACUACUUUCCCAAGUUUUGGGUGGGCAUACACAACAAUGCCUUAACAAACAAAUAUUCAGAUUUGCUUGUGAGGAAUCAGCUGCUAAUAGAAUAUUUGCAUAAUGUGCUAAGGGACGAGCGGAGCAUGCUGAAAGAUGCAUUUGUGCGAGAGUUUUUGGAGCUAUACUAUCACAAAGUUGCAGCGCAACUUCCUGUUGCACGAAUGAUCUACACGAUUAACUAUGGCAUGCACUCCAAGGAUGACAUUGAUGAGCUGUGCGGUGAUCUAUUUGCGAUACGCAUUAUUGCUCAAGCUACUGGUGUGCCGACGUCAGUGCGCAAGGAGCUGCGUGGAUCCCUAAGAGCACUGCUUAACAAGAGUGAACGCUAUAAGAAGGAUGCGGAAAGAGACCAAUUUCCCAACAAGAAGCAAAAACGGGACUCUUCCAAAGAAAAAGAAGAACCACAUUCCACUGGGCAAUCUGAGGCAGAUAAAGAAGACAAUUUGACGGAAAGCAAAGAGAAAGUCGUAGUAGUCGACAAUGCGAGUGCUGCAGAUGUGUCCACGGAUGCGCCCAGUGAUACUGUUAGCUCAACUGAUACUGUUACUACUGUUGCGGAGAAUGUCGUGGAACCAGCGACAGUCGUUGAUUCCGUAGACGAGCGUAUGGAGAGCCCAGCAUCCGAGAACCUAGAAAAAGCAUCGGUUCCCUCAUCAGAUGAUGAAACUGAACUUGAGGAUGAAUUGGAGCCGACACCUAAGCGCAAUAAAAAAUCAGCUAACAAAAAAACUGCACAGGAUCGUCUGAACGAGGAUCGUAAGAAACGGCUAAGCACCUUGCUCACUAUGGAGUCCUACAUACAAAGCAUUUUCGCGAUAAUUAAACGGGAAACGAUUGCGUCGAACACUGCGCAAGGCAAGGACCAUCCUGGUGAUGAAUUCGCAGUAGAGGCAUCAACAUCAGCUGCUGCUGCAAUCUUGCUGAAGCCGAAAGGUGCUUCAACACCUCCAGAGGUCGAGGACAAUGUGCCACAAGGCAACUACAACAUUGAGAUGGACACAGAGAGUCCUGUCAAAUCCAAGUCAAAUGACAAGGUUGAGGAGAUGGACAAACCCAAUGAAUCAUCGCCUGCAACUAAGUCUGUUGCAAACACAGUAAACACUGUUGUUCCCACAGCCGUCGCCACCCCAGCGACAGUUGUUGCACCCACAUCACAGGCAACGAGUCCCAGUCAAAUUUAGUUGUCGUUCAAUGAUUUGCUCAGCAUUUUAUUUUUCGGCAAGCCACUGGACUGAUGGUACGCAAGCCGCGGAUCAAGUGAUGGCUAAGCUCUAGAGUACUACAAAUGUUUGACCAAAGGUCAGAAAUUGCAUGGAAAAAUUUGAACAACCUAAGGUUGGUGCUGCUUGCUUUCGGCGGGCCUGUGCUCGGGCAAACGACUUUUGAGCAAAUGAAUAAAUAAUACGAAAUUAAAGUUAAUCUAGCAACAUAUUAAAUCGGUAACAAAAAAUUCAAAUAUAAAUUGAACUCACGCGGAGACAAACAUCCGCACUUCGCGCACCAUACAUCCAUCCCACACCCACUCACGCAUAGACAUGCAUGCAUUAACACACAUACAUAUAUAAAUAUAUACAUCCAUAAAUACAUAAAUACAUACAUACAUACAUACAGUUAGCAAUAAUGAUGAUGACGUUACUAUUUUAAGACUUCCACGACCGUAAAUUGUCCAAAAUAUUAAAAAUCACAUUACUCCCAUUUCAAAAUGAUAGUUAAGUAAAAAGUUUACACAUAUAUUCAAUAUGAGAACCUUGUUAUGCACUACGAAUGCCAAAAGCAACAGCAUUAUGGGCAACAUAAAAAUGAAAAACAAAACAAACAAUUGAUAAUGAAAUGAUAUGAUGAAUUGAGUUGAAAAACGGCUUACGAGACGCUAAUAUCUAUAUAUGUUGUAGUAGAACCUUUAGGUACGUUUUACGCUGCUAAUUACUUUUUGGUUUAGUUUCCUAUCAUGUUCACUGUCGCUACCCUUCCUCUCCCUAUCCAUGUGUACUAUAACUGUAUGUUAGACACAAAUGAACAGAUAUUAUAUAAUUAAUCAACUCUAUUUUUUUUUAAACAAAGGAUGUGCGACAAUUUUCAUUGUAAAUUGCUGAACGAUACGAAAUAAUUAAAACUUACGUUCUUUACUUCUUGCAAGAAUAAAUUGUAAUUACGCACAUAAGUCUAGUUAGUAGUCCAUGUGAAACAUAAAGGACAAAGCUUAAAAACAAACCAUCCCUUUAAAGGGGCGCAUAUAAUGUUAGUCUUAAGCCACAGCAAACGAUCGAAAUCUAAAGUAUGUAAUGUUGAUCAACAAAUACAGAUUCAUAAGCAAAUAAUAAAACCAUG
Messenger RNA from Drosophila hydei, 13373 nucleotides. RefSeq names its product ubiquitin carboxyl-terminal hydrolase puf (gene puf). The record is from RefSeq and is a predicted model, not a curated record. Gene Ontology annotation, cellular component: nucleus; cytosol. Bases 449 to 12226 code for a protein of 3925 amino acids. The transcript has 20 exons. Gene Ontology annotation, biological process: protein deubiquitination. Gene Ontology annotation, molecular function: cysteine-type endopeptidase activity; cysteine-type deubiquitinase activity. NCBI's taxonomy places the organism in Eukaryota, Metazoa, Arthropoda, Insecta, Diptera, Drosophilidae.